AUGGAAUUUAAAAAAAUAUUUUGUAGUACAAAUAUCUUAGUAUUGUUUUUUGGGUUUAAAUUAGCAAUGGAAACUCGAGAAGUUAGCGAAUUAAGUCGAAGCGAUAAUCCUUAUCUUUCAAACGUAAAUAAAAUUAAGGAAAUCGAAGAAUUAUACUAUCAGGAUGCUGAAAAAAAAGGAUUGAAAAGAAUUUUUUUUUCUGUAAUGCUUAGAUUUCUUAAACUAUUAGCUAAUGUAGAAAAAACUGAAUGGGACCAAAAAACUGAUAAAUAUUGUCGUUUUAAAAAAAUAUCUGAUCUAGAAGAGAUUCAACUAUUGAAAGAACAGAAUUUUGAAUUUUCUAAAAUGCUUGAAGGACUUAGUUCCAGUUUAUUUGGGGACAACCCCAAUGUUAAGUUUUUUUUUGAAAAAACUAAACUAUUUAAUUUUAUUAGCGAAGAAGAUUUUAGUGGUGAAAAUAAAGGAUGCCCUGAUUGGAAUGAAUUGCGUGCAUGUGACCAAUAUUAUAGAUCUCGUGAAGAUGAUAAAAAUAAUAUAUGUGAAAAAGGUGAUGAGAGUGGUGAAGCCAAUAAAAAUGAUAAAGUUAAUGAGUUUGUUGCACUUUAUAAAUUAUCUAUAUCUGAAGCCUUAUUGCUAAAGAAAUAUUAUCAAUUGUGGUCUUUGGCUAAUAAAGAAAUAUUGUGCAAUGAUGAAGUUAGCAUUCAUGAUUUUCUUAUAUUGCGGAAGUAUAUUGGUAUAACAUCAAAUAAUGCUAAAUAUUCAUUUUUUAGUUUAAUAUUAAUUAAGCUUUUUGAAUUAAUCGAAUCGAAAGGUUUCUUAUAA
Messenger RNA from Vairimorpha ceranae, 822 nucleotides. RefSeq lists its product as hypothetical. The coding region runs from base 1 to 822 and encodes 273 amino acids. Lineage: Eukaryota; Fungi; Microsporidia; Nosematidae. The record is from RefSeq and is a predicted model, not a curated record. The transcript has a single exon.